AUGUCGAUGGUACCGAGUAACAACAACCCGUUCGAGGGUUCCGCAUUCUCGAGCUCAAUGCAAGAACUUUCCCGAGAGAAUCCAAGUUUUCUGAACGAGCAGGUUGAUUGGAAGGAGACAGCAGAUGCUCAUGUGUUGAAAGCUGAUAUACCGAAGUUGAAGAAAGAGGAACUGCGGGUUGAGGUUGAAGAUGGAAGAGUGCUUCAGAUAAGAGGAGAGAGAAGCAUGGAGAGAGAAGAAGCGAAUGAUGGAUGUCAUCGUGUGGAGCGGAGUAGUGGGAAGUUUAUGAGGAGUUUUACUCUUCCCAGUAAUUGUAAACUGGAUGGGGUUAAGGCUUCUAUGGAGGAUGGGGUUCUUACUGUUACUAUCCCUAAGGAUGCUGCUCAGGAAUAA
Messenger RNA from Lathyrus sativus (Indian pea), 393 nucleotides. NCBI's taxonomy places the organism in Eukaryota, Viridiplantae, Streptophyta, Magnoliopsida, Fabales, Fabaceae. The record is from the annotation of a GenBank genome assembly.